Messenger RNA from Aedes aegypti (yellow fever mosquito), 848 nucleotides. RefSeq lists its product as uncharacterized. The record is from RefSeq and is a predicted model, not a curated record. Lineage: Eukaryota; Metazoa; Arthropoda; Insecta; Diptera; Culicidae. The transcript has 2 exons. The coding region runs from base 304 to 639 and encodes 111 amino acids.
CGUUUCACGGAACGCAACUGGUGCCACAGUUGUCCGUGACACAAAUACGAGUAAAAAAUAUUGCAUUAUUACUAUUUAUGCAACAAAGUGUUUAUUUUGAAAAGUUUUGUGUAUUGCAAAUUUUUGAAAAAAUAAGGCGCACCCUAGUGCUCAAAUACCAAACCAUUUCGCAGUGCUCGAUUUUGCCGCGUUAGCCAAACUUAAACUGUAACAGAGAACGCCAUCGCAACUAAGUCUAGUCAGUGGCGAGAACACCAACCAUUCGCAUUCCUCUGUUAGUUAGUGCUCGUGCAAGCGGUCUACAUGUCGCGGCUGGAUACUAUGAAUGUGCAUCUGCCAUGCUUUCGGUGGCUACUGGUGCUAAGUUUGGUCAGUGCAUUCCUACCCCCCGCACCGGCUUCUAUUUUCUACUCCGGCCACACACUUCCGGUGCCGAUACAUCGAACCUACUACGAAUCCGCCGGCGAACAGCGAUUGACCGGCAACCGAUUCGAAGUUAGUGUCAUAGUACAGGAGGACAUUCUCGAAAGAAAACAGUGCGAGUGCAUUCCAAAGUAUCUAUGUCGCUCGCCACGUAAUAUCAUAAUUUUGCAAUCGCGAGAUUGCCAUCAUCAUGAAAAAGUCUGCUGUGAAACAUGAGAGGUGCUCCGACAGAAACCAUAACUCGAAUUUGGCUCGGAGUAAAUCUCGAGAAGUCGGUGAUUUAGUCUCGAGUGUAAAACGAUCACUAAACAAUGCAUGUGUUUCUACUCAACGUCAAUGUUCUGUUUUGGUUAGGCGGUUACUCGUGAAGCGUUAAUGUGAAUUUGUUCUCCGUUUUCGAAAUAAAAAACAAGUGUUAAUGUGAA